GUAUAACAACAAUGUUGUUGUGACACACAGUAGCAGACGGGAGUGUUGCUGGGGAAUAACCUGCACUGCAGAAGAUCUCAGAAGAAUGAGGAUACUGAGCAUCCCCCUAUUGUGAGGCUUAUUUGGAGACAAGGGGUACACGACUGAGCUCAGCUGUUUUUUGUAAAGGGCAGCACCUUAAUGGACAUAUCUGGACCCAACACAUAGACAAGCAACAGGCAGCAGCCUCCCUACCCCAGGACUGGAUCUUUGUCGGAAGCACCGUAACACCAUUAAAGAUCUGUAUGCAGCUACACAAGCACAACCUGUUGCACUCAGCUGCUUGUCUGUUCUGUGUGCACAAUUAUUCCCAGAAUGUUCCAUAACCUGCCCUGAAUAUCCAAGGAGGCUCUUCUGCAUCUCUAGAUUCAUCGCACCGACUCAGCACAGUAGAGCCAGUUCUGCUGCACAUUCCAGACUGUCUGGGGAAUACCUAAUACAAGAUGGAAAUUGGCUUUUGGAUCCUCUUUCUUGGGCUGCUGGUGCUAAUGAGCGCUGAUGCUGAUGAACACUAUAAUAACGGUUGCCAAAAAAUGUCGAGAAAUUGCUGCGUUCUAUGUAAUCCCGGAUACCGACUUAAUAUGGUGACUGGGUGCGGCCAGUGUUAUCGUUGUCCCCAAGGAAGCUUUAUGGAAACAACUAACAACAAGUCCAGCUGUCAGAGAUGUAAAAUAUGUGAAAAUGUCUUCGAGUACAGUAGGAAGUGCACCCCCACCUCGAAUGCUGUAUGUAAAUGUACCAAAGGCAAAAUAUGUGUCGGGGAGAACUGUGAGAAGUGCGCCAUCUAUGAAUGCCCCGAUGGGCAAGAAAUUAGAGAGCAAAAAUGCACUGACUGUCCUAGUGGAACAUUCAAGCCUGGAGGGGAAAGCAAAUGCAAACCAUGGAAAAUCUGUCCCAUAGGAGUCAAGGUUGUGCUUAAUGGUACCCGCACCUCAGAUGUGAUUUGUGGAGACGCAGUGUCCCAUACUACAGAGCCAACAAGCACAACAUCUAAUAGAGUCACCCAGAGACCAAGAGUCGUGCCAGGAGACAAGAAAAUUGUAAAUGUGCAUUCUGUCCAUAAGAACAUCACUAAUGAAGAGCCAGGUCCAGGGCCCUCUGUGAAUGCAGUCGUGAUACAUGUACUAAUUUUUGGAGGCGUAAUAAUCUCGUUAGCCAUCUUGUUUUGUUCCUUACCAUAUAUAAAAAAAUGGAUCAAGAAAAUCAAACAGGAAUUCAAGAAAUUUCCUAUUCAGCCAGUAAAAACCCCCGAACAAGAGGACCCUUGCCCUUUCCCUGUGAAGGAGCAGGGAGAUGAUGAAGAAGAAGAACCAAUAUUCAGGGAACCGUGACACGUUCCUUAGCUUUCUGCUAACACCCCCACUCACCAAGAAAUGGUUUAACUUCAUGAUAUCACUUUAAAUAAGUGUCAAACUCUGCUGAAAGGCUGGUUAUUGGCACCAAGAAGAACUCUGCCGAGGAGACUGACAACCGACAUACCUUGGGCCCAUUCUGCUGUUCGGCUUUGUUUCAUGUUUUUUUAGAUUAAGGAAUUUAAAAAAUAUACUAAAUAGUUUUCUUAAAUAUUUCAUCUACUUUUAGCAACUUAUAUGACUUGCCAAUAACUAACGACAUUAUCAUAUUCUGUUUACAUUGAUUGAAUCCACCACUAAGGCUAAUGCACUAAGAAGUUAGUGAAUCAGUAGAUACUAGUCCAAGCAAGAAGAAGAUGGAUGCCAGUGGAAGCCCCAUCAGUAAUUCUAGAGAUGUAUUUCAUGAUCUGCAGGGAGUCACAGUGUGUGCUGAGACCUGGAAUGUAAAUGUUCAGAGAUUCUGUCAUUUUUGUACUGUAUAAAGACAGUUACAGACAUAAAGACUGUUACAUGUAAUGCUGAAAGUACACAAAAUACUAAAAUUUAGUGAUGUGUGGAUUUUUUCACCUGCCAUGGAUUUGUGGCAAAAUUCCGCAUUUUGCUAGCGCCAUUUGCAAAACGGAGGCAAAAAUUCACUGCAGAAAAAUUUGCCGUGGCAAAAAAUUUGCAGAGAAAAACACCCAUAAGAAAAAAACGCCCAUUGACUUUAAUGCAUUUGCAACAAGAAAUAUUGUUGCGGGAGUAAAAGAUUGUCACGCGUAAAAAAAUGUUGGCGUCCUUUUUUUUAAAGAGGAUUUCCUUUUUUUAAGCAGAAGAAACAUUAGAGUGAUCAUGUUAUGAAAUGCCUAUAUGCAUUUAAGUAUUAAAGGAUUAUUCAAAUUAAAUGAUGAAAGUGUGCAGGAGCAUGUCCCAGACUUACAGUUUAAGGAUAUACCGUUAUCUAUACCAAUGGAAAUCCAGUAGGCACUCGGAGAUCUUACAACAGGCGCCCAAAGAUUAAAGUGGAUACUAUUUGAAAAAAUGUAGGGCACACCAAUGCCUCUAUAUUUAUAUAUUUCCCCCCUGGUGUAGGCACCAAUGUUACCUCUAAAUUUGCCUUGGUAUUGCGGCCAAAAAACUGUUUUCUGUUACACUAUUAAAACUGUUCUUGUGGUCAAAAACAAACACAGGAAUGGGAUCCCUUAUCCGGAAACCUGGAUAUACGGGUGUACACAUACCAGCUCCUGUGGCCAGUUUAAAGAUAAAAUGUAUUCUGCAUUGUAUUGCAAGCGAUACGCCUCACUUUCUACAUUCUAUUAAUGUAUUUUAUGUAUCGUUCAGUUUAUUGUAUCUGAUUCCUGCUGAUUGCAGCAUAAUUUAUCAACUUUAUUCUUCUAUCGAGGUAAUAUUUACGGUAAUAUAUAAGUGCUGUCCUAUAUAAGUGCUGUCUUAGGCACUAUGGAUCUAUUUAACUGGGCAAGUUUGUAACUGAGUAGUAAAUAAAAGUAACCAAUCAGUGAUUACCUGUGGGGAGAAUAAUGAAGCAAUAAUCUGAUUGGUUACCAUUGGUUAUGCAAUGUUAGUAAAUAAUCCCAGUGGCCCAUUGCACAUACAGCCAAUAUCUGGAGCCAAUUUGAGAAUCCUCCAUCUGAAGGUCACAUGAGGCUAUAUACUGGGUCUAUGUAUAAAUAUAUCAAUUGAUGUUAUAAGAAGCUUUCAAAUACACUUAAUUUUUAUAUAAAUUUGAAGUAAAACAUACUGUUCUUUGUUUGGAGCAUGAUUUAUCUGUAUGUUUUUGUUUUGUAUUUCCUUCUAUAUUUCGUUUUUUCAUUUCCUACAUUUUUAUAGUAAAACAUCCCUGAACAGUUGAUGGCCCCAUAUAUAGUGAAGCAGGGAAUUGUUACUAAUGUGUGUUAGGUUCCUUGAGGGCUGGACAGCUUUAUUUAAGUUGUACUAGAUUAAUAUCUAUAGCGUUAUUCCCUUACUGUUAUAAUGUGGUCUUGACCCUUUCCUACAGUUUAUGCUCUUACACAAUCUUUAUAAACAACUCCUAAAUCUC
Messenger RNA from Xenopus laevis (African clawed frog), 3429 nucleotides. It is a transcript of the gene tnfrsf9.L, whose product is annotated as tumor necrosis factor receptor superfamily member 9 L homeolog. Gene Ontology annotation, biological process: regulation of cell population proliferation. NCBI's taxonomy places the organism in Eukaryota, Metazoa, Chordata, Amphibia, Anura, Pipidae. The transcript has 9 exons. Gene Ontology annotation, molecular function: signaling receptor activity. Bases 483 to 1370 code for a protein of 295 amino acids. The record is from RefSeq and is a predicted model, not a curated record.